Messenger RNA from Camellia sinensis, 825 nucleotides. Its product is annotated as akuammiline synthase 1-like. NCBI's taxonomy places the organism in Eukaryota, Viridiplantae, Streptophyta, Magnoliopsida, Ericales, Theaceae. The record is from RefSeq and is a predicted model, not a curated record.
AUGGCUGAUGCAGCCUCAUUUGGAACAUUCCUCAAGGCCUGGGCCCACACUGCAUCGGGAAAUCUCGAUGCAGUGAUUGUUCUAGAUUUUGGUAUAGCCUCUAUUUUUCCAGCAAGAGAUGACUUCCAGACCUUGCCACCACACAUUUACCAGCUGCCACCACCACAGAUCAGUGCCGCCAAGCUCAAUGCACUCAAGGUAAAAGCCACCGUCGCCACCGUGCCACAGCCCAACCGUGUCCAGGCUGUUUCCGCCCUCAUUUGGAAAUACGUGGUGGCGGCCUCAAGAUCAAGAUCACCAACAAGGCCAAGGCCAUCCGCAUUGGUCUUGUCGGCAAACAAACGAGCAUGCCUCGUGCCACCAUUGCCCGAGUGGUGCUUUGGAAAUGUAGGACACCCACUAGUAGCGAACCUAGAUGAUGAGAUUGAAAUGGAUUUAGCAAGAUUGGUGGGCAGGAUAGGGGAAGGGAAGCUAGAAUUGGGGAAGAAUUGUGUGGCAACGAGGCCGGAGAUUUGCAGUUCAAUAAUGGAGUUGGGAAAGGAGCAGGUGGGGAUGAUGGGCAUGAGUGGAAGUGAAGAAGUGGAUGUGUAUGCUCAUACUAGUUGGUGUAGAAUGCCAUGGUAUGAGGCUGAUUUUGGGUGGGGAAAGCCAACUUGGGCAACCAUUGGAAGUGUGGGAGUCCCUAAUGUUUCUGUGUUGAGUGAAGCAAGAGAUGAGGAGGGAAUAGAAGUUUGGGUGUGUUUGAUUGAACAAGACAUGGCUUUGUUUCAGAGCACCCAAAACUUGCUUGCCUUUGCCACUCUCAAUCCAAGUGCUCUCAACUGA